GUAAAUUUGAAAUGCUUUUAUUUGGUUUUCAUUUCAACAUGUUUAUCCUCACGACCAAAAAUAAAAUAAUAUAAUAAUAAUAAAGUGGAUCUUUUGUGAUUUUUAUUUUUUAUUUUUUAUUAUUUAUUUUUUAUCAACGAUCUUUUGUGAUUCUCAUAUAUCUACUUUACUAUAUUAUAUUUGGCAAGAACAAUGCAAACGAAAUACUAUUUGUUUCUUUAAAAUAAAGAAAGAAAAAAAAGUAGCAUAUAAUAAAAGGCUGGUCUGGUCUCUAAACACAUCUAUACAUGAACGACUGGUUUCUCUACUGGUGACUGAAAAAUAAUAGACAUGGCAAUGAAGAAACUAGAGGGCAAAGUAGCCAUAAUCACCGGCGGUGCGAGCGGCAUCGGGGAGGAAACGGCGCGUGUAUUUGCCGAUCACGGCGCACGUGCGGUUGUGAUCGCUGACAUCCAAGACGAGCAAGGCUACCGUGUGGCUGAGUCCAUUGGCCCAAAAUGCAGCUACGUCCACUGCGACGUGACCGACGAAGGACAAGUCAAACGUAUGGUGGAAUCAACGGUCCAGAUUCACGGCCAGCUUGACAUCAUGUUCAGCAAUGCGGGCAUAGGCGGUGCCUCCGAUCAGACCCUUCUCGAUCUCGACUUCUCUGAAUUUGACCGCAUCUUUGCCACGAACGUGCGUGGUAUGACCGUGUGCGUGAAGCAGGCGGCGCGUGUUAUGAUGGAGCGGCGCGUGAGAGGCAGUAUUGUGUGUACGGCAAGUGUGGCGGGUAGUAAAGGUGGGAAGACACAUACGGAUUACUACAUGUCCAAGCACGCUGUGAUUGGGUUGGUCCGGUCAGCGAGCAGGCAGCUCGGGGAGCACGGAAUUAGAGUGAACAGUGUUUCACCGUACACGGUGGCGACGCCUAUGUUGUGCAAGACGUACGAGAAGGAGGUGGAAGAGGCGGAGAAGUUUUUUGAGUCGUUUACGAGCUUGAAAGGGAUUGUACUGAAAGUGAAACAUGUUGCCGAUGCUGCGUUGUUCCUUGCCUCCGAUGACUCUGCAUUCAUCUCCGGUCACGACCUCAUCGUCGACGGCGGACUGUCCACGGCGGCUUCUUGGUCUUGAUCGUCAGCUUUCGUACUCAAGUGGGGCCUGAGAAUAAUUAAAAUAAUCUGUUUUUAAAUGUGCCUGGUUUAAUAAAUGAAAUGGGUGGUAAUUUUAAAUUCGAUAAUAGUUUUUUUUUCACUGGCAAUCACCCAUUUUGUACUAAGAGAGGUCUUUUUUAUGUUUUUGGAUGUAAUUAUUUAGCUAUAAUUGAUUUACCAUGUUGGAACCGUAAGCAAA
This is a messenger RNA of Cornus florida, 1332 nucleotides long. RefSeq names its product (+)-cis,trans-nepetalactol synthase NEPS1-like. The record is from RefSeq and is a predicted model, not a curated record. Bases 331 to 1113 code for a protein of 260 amino acids. The transcript has a single exon. Lineage: Eukaryota; Viridiplantae; Streptophyta; Magnoliopsida; Cornales; Cornaceae.